This is a messenger RNA of Prorocentrum cordatum, 1030 nucleotides long. NCBI's taxonomy places the organism in Eukaryota, Dinophyceae, Prorocentrales, Prorocentraceae. The record is from the annotation of a GenBank genome assembly.
GCCGACAACCACGCCACCUCGCCCCUGGGCAACGGCGAGACGUCGGACAAGGUGAGCGUGCCCAACUUCAGGAUCGCAGUCCAUGGCUUCCCCUGCAAAGAUGUGUCCGCCAGGAACGUGAACGUCAAGAAGUUCAAGAGGAACAUCCAGGCCAAGACUGGGAAGACAGGCACCGCCUUCGCCGGCAUCGUGGACCUCUUAGGGGGGGUCAAGGCCAGCAGCCUCAUAUUCUCCAUUGGCGAGAAUGUGAAGGAGAUCGCGGAGCCGCCGCACGGCGAGCCCGCGAGCGAGAGCAAUCUGGCCUACGCCCUGCGCAUGCUCGACUACGACACGAACCAGUUCGCGUUCGCGGUGGUCUUGGAUCCCAGGAUGUUCGCAACGCCAGUCUCCAGAGGUCGGGUGUGGAUUCCAGCUAUCAGCCGCAAGGUCAUGGGCGAGCUGGGCGUGACCGACGCAGAGCUCUACGACUGGAUCACCCGCCUGUUGGACAGGUUCGCUGGCCACAAGCUUCACAAUAUCGAUUCGCUUUUCCUGGGUGACUCUGACCCGUACGUGGUGGCGAUCGCAGAUGCCGAUUGGAAGAAGACGCUGCCGUGGAUGGAGGAGUUCCGCCCUGACAGUGAUGCGAUGUGGCCGUCUCAGCACUCCGCGAUCAGCAAUCGCACGGGGCACUGGUUCGCGACGUCCGACCUGGCUUCCGUCGCAUCUUCGCACGCUGGCAUCCGGGGCAUUUCUCGGCGGGAGCUCGACAUGCUGAUUUGCAAGGGGAUGCCCGUGCCAGACAAGAUCCGGCGCUUCAUGGAGCUGGGGCAGAAUGGCGAGCGGAGCGGCCCUUUGCCCAAAGGCCCGUCGCCCCACGUGCCGUGCGUUUGCCCGAACAACAAGGUGUGGGUCUCCGACAAGGUCCGCGUGAUGAACGGCCUGGAGUUCAUGCAGUGCCAGGGCAUCUACUACCCAGGGAAGGACUCCAAGAUCAGGGAGUACUCCAGCGGCUUCCUGCGCGACCUCGCCGGGAAUGCGAUGCACACAG